Molecule: messenger RNA, 642 nt
Organism: Exophiala bonariae
Lineage: Eukaryota; Fungi; Ascomycota; Eurotiomycetes; Chaetothyriales; Herpotrichiellaceae
Exons: 1
Coding region: 1-642 (213 amino acids)
Biological process (GO): mitochondrial respirasome assembly
Cellular component (GO): mitochondrion
Source: RefSeq, a predicted model, not a curated record
AUGUCCAACUCCGACUCCGAGCCCUCCCCGCUCAGCAGCAGCGCCAUCCCCUCCAGCUUCGACAGCUCGCCGGAAUUCUUUGAAGAAUCACGCUCGCAAAAACUAUGGCGCAAGAUCCGACAAGAACCCUUGAUCCCCGUGGGCUGCGCCGCGACCUGCUAUGCACUCUACAUGGCGACGCGGUCGAUCCGGGCGGGCGACCACCACCAGACGAACCGCAUGUUCCGGGCUCGUAUCUACGCGCAGGGAUUCACGCUGUUGGCACUCGUGGCCGGCAGUAUCUUCUACAAGGACGAGAGGAUGCGGAGGAAGCAGUUUGACACGGCGCUCGAGGAGAAGAAGAAUGCAGAGAAGAGGGACAAGUGGAUCAGAGAGCUCGAGGCCAGAGACCAGGAGGACAAGGAGUGGAGAGACAAGAUUGAAAAUGCCAACCGUGCUCCCGCCGAGGCGGCGUCUUCUGCGGCCGUCAUGCAGGCUGUGGAUGAGACGGAGGGCAUCAUCAAGGAGAUCAAGGACAAGGAACAGCUGCAGGACGGGCAAGAGAAGAAGAGAUCCGGUAGUUGGUUCUCAAGUAAAAGUGUCAGUGAGGAAGUAAGAAGGCACGGUUGGGGUAUUGGGACCUGGUCAUCGAGGUCCAAAUAG